Messenger RNA from Indicator indicator, 1026 nucleotides. It is a transcript of the gene TRAPPC4, whose product is annotated as trafficking protein particle complex subunit 4. The record is from RefSeq and is a predicted model, not a curated record. Lineage: Eukaryota; Metazoa; Chordata; Aves; Piciformes; Indicatoridae. Gene Ontology annotation, cellular component: TRAPP complex. Gene Ontology annotation, biological process: endoplasmic reticulum to Golgi vesicle-mediated transport. Bases 1 to 660 code for a protein of 219 amino acids. The transcript is spliced from 5 exons.
AUGGCGAUCUUCAGUGUCUACGUGGUGAACAAGGCGGGCGGCCUCAUUUACCAGCUGGACCAUUAUGCGCCCCGUGCCGACACUGAGAAGACCUUCAGCUUCCCGCUCGACUUCGUCCUGCGCCCACACGACGAGCGUGUCGUCGUCGCUUUCGGACAACGCGAUGGCGUCCGCGUGGGCCACGCCGUGCUGGCCAUCAACGGCGCCGAGGUCAACGGGCGCUUUACGGCGGAUGGGAAGGACGUGCUGGAGUUCCUGAGCAACCCCGCCAACUACCCGGUGUCCAUCCGCUUCGGCCGCCACCGCCUCUCCUCCAACGAGAAGCUCAUGCUGGCCUCCAUGUUUCACUCGCUGUUCGCCAUCGGGUCACAGCUGUCCCCCGAGGUUGGGAGUUCUGGGAUCGAAAUGCUGGAGACCGACACCUUCAAGCUGCACUGCUUCCAGACGCUGACAGGAAUCAAAUUCGUGGUUCUUGCUGACCCAAGGCAGGCGGGGAUUGACUCUCUUCUGCGCAAGAUCUAUGAGAUUUACUCUGACUUUGCACUGAAGAACCCUUUCUACUCCCUGGAGAUGCCCAUCAGAUGUGAGUUGUUUGAUCAGAACUUGAAACUUGCACUGGAGGUGGCAGAGAAAGCUGGACCUUUUGGACCAGGAUCGUAGGGAAAGCUUUGCUUCUUGCUCCUUUCUCUUAAGAGCACAGCCUCUCUUCCCUGUCUGGCCACUCCUAGAGAGUCCUCACCACAGCAGAGACCACAGAUCCCCAAAACUUGCUUCCUUAUCUCCCAAGAUACCAUUUUAAUCCCCUUUGUUCUGAAGUUUACCUUAAACAGACUCAUUACUACUGUUUACAAUGGCCCACAGUGGUUUACUCUGCCGAGUCAGGAAAGCAAGCCAAGGGAUGGGGCCAUGGCCCACCCCCAGCCCAUGGUUCAGUUUGUUUCAUAAUUGUACAUUUGUAUUUUUCCUGUAUAGCUGUAACUUAAGGUUUUGCAGAGGGUUUCUGUGUAAAGGUAAUAAAGCUGAUUA